UUGCGUUUGACACUACGUUAUCUAGCAGCCUCUCUCGCGCUUGUAGUCGCAUGCCAUUCAAACAAGCAGCUAGCUACCGGGGACUUCACCUCACUUCCAAGUCAAGAGCAGCCUGGCUUCUCCUUUUUUAGCGUUUAGCAGGUGUCAAAGGGGCGCACCGAAGAUGUCCGAAGACACGGAAGGAAAGAGCGAGAAAAUUAUGGAUAUGGACAACAAGGCGUUGUGGUACCCGGACUCUAACACACAGAUGGACAAGUUUAGGAAACAGGUCAACUCGGACUACGGGCUUAAUCUGGUUAACUACAGUGACCUUUACCAGUGGUCGGUGGACAAUUACCCAGAGUUCUGGACAGAAGUGUGGCGUUUCUGUGGAGUAGUCGGCUCCAAACCAUAUGAGGAGGUGGUGGAUGCGUCCAAGCGGAUCUCAGAUGUUCCAGAGUGGUUUAAAGGAGCUCGACUCAACUACGCUGAGAACCUGCUGAAACACACCGACCAGGACAAGGUGGCUCUCUACGCUGCACGGGAAGGGAAGGAGGAGAUUGUGAAGGUAACAUUUGGAGAACUGAGGCGUGAUGUGGCGUUGUUUGCUGCAGCCAUGAGGAAGAUGGGCAUCCAGACUGGAGACAGAGUUGUAGGCUACCUGCCCAAUGGUAUUCAUGCAGUGGAGGCCAUGUUGGCAGCCGCCAGCAUUGGGGCCAUUUGGAGCUCCACAUCUGUCGACUUCGGAGUUAAUGGCGUCCUUGACAGAUUUUCUCAGAUCCAGCCCAAACUGAUCUUCUCAGUUGCUGCUGUGGUAUACAACGGCAAAAUCCAUGACCACAUGGAAAAGCUGAUCAAUGUUGUAAAAGGUCUUCCUGACUUGAAUAAAGUCGUCGUGAUUCCCUACGUUCUCUCUAAAAAUGAGACUGACCUCUCCAAGAUUCCCAACAGUGUGUUCAUGGAUGAUUUCUUGGCAUCUGGACGUGGAGAGGCUGAUCAGUUUCCUCAACUGGAGUUUGAGCAGCUUCCGUUCAAUCAUCCUCUGUACAUCAUGUACUCUUCGGGAACUACAGGAGCUCCUAAAUGCAUGGUCCACUCUUCUGGGGGCACUCUCAUCCAGCACUUAAAAGAGCACAUCCUCCAUGGUAAUAUGACUGCCAGUGACAUCAUCAUUUACUACACUACGACUGGCUGGAUGAUGUGGAACUGGCUGGUGUCCGCCCUGGCAGUGGGAGCCUCAGUGGUUUUAUACGAUGGUUCACCAUUAAUGCCAACACCCAACGUGCUGUGGGACCUGACAGACCAGCUGGGUAUCUCCAUCUUUGGCACUGGUGCCAAGUGGCUGGCUGUGCUGCAGGAGAGGAACCUCAAACCCUUGGAAACACACAACCUGCAGUCUCUCCACACCAUCCUGUCCACAGGAUCUCCUCUCAAACCUCAGAGCUACGACUACGUGUACCGCUGCAUCAAGAGCAACGUGCUGCUGGGCUCGAUUUCAGGUGGGACCGACAUUGUUUCAUGUUUUAUGGGUCAGAACCCAACAGUUCCAGUGUAUCGGGGAGAGAUCCAAUCAAGGAAUCUUGGCAUGGCUGUAGAAGCUUGGAGCAUCGAUGGCAAGCCAGUUUGGGGGGAGAGUGGAGAACUUGUCUGCCUGAAGCCGAUCCCCUGCCAACCAACUCACUUCUGGAAUGAUGAGAACGGGAGCAAAUAUCAUAAAGCUUACUUUUCUACGUUUCCUGGGGUGUGGGCUCAUGGAGAUUACUGUAAAAUCUACCCAAAGACCGGCGGCAUUGUCAUGCUGGGCAGGAGCGAUGGAACACUGAACCCUAACGGAGUUCGUUUUGGAAGCUCUGAGAUCUACAACAUAGUGGAGGCUUUCGAGGAAGUGUCAGACAGUCUUUGUGUCCCUCAGUACAAUGCGGACGGAGAAGAGCGAGUUAUUUUGUUCCUAAAGAUGGCACCCGGAAAGCUCUUCUGUCCAGAGUUGGUGACAAAGAUUAAAGGAGCCAUCAGAAAAGCUUUGUCUGCCCGACACAUCCCUGCCUUGCUGCUGGAAACCAAAGACAUUCCUUACACCAUCAGCGGUAAGAAGGUGGAGGUGGCUGUGAAACAGGUUAUUGCCGGACGUGAGGUGGCACAGAGAGGAGCGUUUUCCAACCCCGAUUCACUGGAUCUCUACAAGAACAUUCCUGAGCUGCAGAACUACUAGAGAUGAAACUGGACAGAGCGAGUGGAAAAAAAAAAAAAAAUUGCAAAUCCCAACCUUCUAGAGUUUAUUCCAGCUUAUCUUUUUAAUCUUAGUUAGAAAGAGCUGUGCAGAAACAUGCAAAUUCUUCAAAACAUUCUGAUUUUUGUUCAGGAAAAAGGGAGAGAAGUUAAACUAAUAUCUGUUUAAUUAGCUGAUGGGAAUGAAGCACGGGCAACCCUAAAAAAUAGCAUGAGGUGCACUGGUCCGUAGACUUGCUUUCAAAAACAUCAUCAUGCCGCUCUUAGUCAGCCGUGUUGUAACGUAAACCAAAUGAAACUUUGGGUGUGACUGUGAAUAAGCGUCAUCUCUAAAGCAAGCAAAGAAACGGUUAAGCGAAGCAUCGAGUGCUUUGCUUCAGGUUCACAGUUUGAUUUUAUCUCUCCGCAUCCUCUGCUUCUAACCCCAAAGCCAUUUCUGUGCGAUCAGAAUAUAAUCUGUGGAGAUGUGAAGAAAAAUAUACACAGAGCAAGUUGGAUUAACACCCGAGCUGCGGCUCAUAUCACCAUAUCAUCACUAUAUGGUGCUUUAUCGUUUGUAUGUGCGUGUCUGAGUGUAUAUACAGUAUAUAUGAUUAAGAACAUAAAGGUUAAUGUAUAUUUUUGAACAGUGAGGUUGAAUUUAUAAUUGUGUGUUUGAAGGUAGCUACCCAAACUCAACCAAAGUGGCUUUAGGGAUACAGAGGGAUUUAGCUACAAAGCUAACGUUUGCUCGACUGAACUAGACAUGCUAAACACAUUUAAAGUAUUUUGAUUUUAGAUUUAUUGUCAAAACUAAACCUUUAUCCAGUCGAGACCAACACUACGAGCUAUUGUUGAAAUGGUGGCUGUGUUGAGUUAAAGAUUGAUCUGACAGGACGUGAAUGUUCACUUCAUCACAGCAGCCUGUCAGCUAUGGAUGUAUAGUCAUUACCUUACCUACAGAUAACAGCUGUUUUAACCUUUUAAACAGGAAAAAGAUUAAUAUUUUAAAAAUUGCUCUACAUGCAUGGUAAAACCUCAAAGAAUGGAACUAAAGUGGGUUUGGUCAUUUGCAGAUUUGUUGGUCAGAAUAAGGAACAGUAGUUUCAUUUACGGGUUAAACAUGACUGAUGUGACCUGCUCACAUGCAUCUGAUACAUGGGUCAUAAAAUCAGUAAAGUUUUAUGCUUUUUUUUAAAUUUCGAUUACAUUUUAAGACCUACAUUCUCUGCUCUUCAGUCACAUUAGUUUCUUCAAUUAACUUAAUGUUUCAGAAAGUGUGUGUGUCCUGUGGAGUGACCUCAACUAGCGCCGUACAAUAAAAUCAAUGUCUUGAAGUCGGGAUCCUCUUGUUGAUGCUGUACAGUAUGUAUCGGGUCAUUAACAAAUGCCUUGUUUGAAAAUAAAGAACUAAAA
Messenger RNA from Nematolebias whitei (Rio pearlfish), 3600 nucleotides. RefSeq names its product acetoacetyl-CoA synthetase (gene aacs). The coding region runs from base 164 to 2188 and encodes 674 amino acids. Gene Ontology annotation, molecular function: acetoacetate-CoA ligase activity. The record is from RefSeq and is a predicted model, not a curated record. Lineage: Eukaryota; Metazoa; Chordata; Actinopteri; Cyprinodontiformes; Rivulidae. Gene Ontology annotation, cellular component: cytosol. Gene Ontology annotation, biological process: lipid metabolic process; positive regulation of insulin secretion. The transcript has 18 exons.